AUGUCUAUGGUCAUAGUCCGAUUCACUCGGCUCCCCACGCCACCCCUCACAGUCAACGCCGGCAACGCGCACGACUACGAACCCUGGUACGAAGCCAUCCAGAUCAUCUGGAAUUCCUCUGGAAACCAAGCAUGGAAGGCACUCUCCACCAACACCCUGUCUUCCAUCCACAACCACUACCGCGACUAUAAGUACUGGAACUACAAGAUCUGCAAGAUGGAAAUCAUGUGGAAGCUGAGCCGCGGCCAGAAUGCCCCACAGGUGCUCUAUGAGUAUGGAGUCAAUGAUGAGUAUUUGACACUGCAUGAGGGACAGCAUAAGAGAAUCGAGACGGCGUUGGCGUUGCAGAAUAGGGCGAAUGGGGAUUUUAUAUGUGUGACGUAUCAGGCAGGGCCGUCGAGUCAGGGACAGUUGGGCGUUGUUUCGUUUAUGGAGUUGGAGAAAUCUUGA
Molecule: messenger RNA, 450 nt
Organism: Botrytis byssoidea
Lineage: Eukaryota; Fungi; Ascomycota; Leotiomycetes; Helotiales; Sclerotiniaceae
Exons: 1
Coding region: 1-450 (149 amino acids)
Source: RefSeq, a predicted model, not a curated record